AAGUAGAAAAAUGAAGUUGUGUAUGCUCUAUGAUGAUCCGCCGCGGGCUUAGGCCUUUUCCCCGAUGAGCAGUGUUUUGUAUGCGAUGUCGCAUGUCUGGACUUGUUCAGUGUUGCAAUUUUUACCCUUCGUUAAUAUCUUGUUGUUGUUGUCGUCUUGUGUUAGACGUUGAGCUUCGUAGCGAUGUGCGGUAACGCUACGAUUAUUCCUGAGCGCUCCGUGUGUUUAAUGCGUUGUCCUCUUUGCGUGCAUGCGUGUGCUUUUUUUUCUCCUGAUUUGUGACGUCCUCGUGGCAUGUCUGGACUUGUUUAGCAGUGUUGCAGUUCUUCCCGCUGCUAGUAUCUUGUUGGUGUCAUGUUGUGCUAGCCGCGUGGCGAUGUGUGGUGACCUGAGGUCUUAAGCCUUUUCCCUGCUCACCUAAGGAAAUUUGUGUAUCCCUGUCCUGUGCUUUCUUUACGCAAGGGUAAUGCGACUGUGUAUGUGGCAUUAUGCAAGAAUUAUCUGGUGGCAGAAAUAGGUGUAUUUUUCUCAGUGUAUUGGCGUGCGCUACGGUUUCUUGCAGUUACAGCUAUUGGAGCACACAUACGUGUAAUUUUUCGCGGUUCUUUUCUCCUUUCACGGCUUUUACUCAGAAUGUAGAUGAGGGGAAACAGUCAGCAUCCAGGUAGAGCAGGAGAAAGCCGCUCGGCAGAGGAGAGAGUUCAUGAGAAUGGAAUUUGUUUGUUUUUUGUUAUAUGUUGAGUGUUAGUAUUCGCUUUCCUCGAUAUGUUGAGGAAGUCAGCCGUUAUAGGUAUUUGUGCAGAAAUGCUGGUAUCUGAGUGUGUGGAGUAGAAAUUCCUAUAAAGCACCUCUCCUUGUGCAUUCCUGAGCUGCUGUGUGCGCGCGCGUGCUUCUUUUUCCUGGAUUGCGACGUCAUGAUGGCAUGUUGGGGCUUGUUUAGCAGUGUUGCAAUUUUACCCGCCGCUAUUAUCUUGUUAUCUUGUGUUAGCCGCGUAGCGAUGUCCAGUGACUCUGCUAUUAUUCCUGAGGUCUUAAGCCUUUUCCCUGCUCACCUAAGGAAAUUUGUGUAUCCCUGUCCUGUGCUUUCUUUGCGACAAUGCGUCUGUGUAUGUGGCACUAUCAGAUACCAGACAUGAGUGUCUUUUUCUUGGUUUAUUGGCAUAUGCUUCAGUUUUUUUUAAAGUCAAGCACAAGUGCGCGCAAUUUUUCGCUGCUCUCUUCCUCAGAUCACCGAUUUUACGAAGAAGACAGUCGCAUGGUACAGCUGAGAAGAGGGUUUCUCUGAUUGUUUGUUUGAUUUUGUUGGGUGUUCGAUAUGUUGAGGAAGUCAGCUGUUAAAGGUAUCCGUGAAGAAAUGCUUGCACCUGAGCGCAAGAUAGGAAUUCCUGAAGCACGACACCCUCAGUGUAAAUUAAUUAUGUUGGAUAUGAGUCUGCUUCCCUGCAUGACAAGGCUGAAAUGGGAAGAGAGAAAAAAUUGGAGCGCUUCAUUAGUAGCGAUCCAAGUAAUAGGGCAAUUAUAGUUUUCAUAGAAAGUUGGGUUCCUAAAAUUAUAGUUUAGUUGUAGUUUUUCUAAACUGCAAUGCAAUAAUCAUUAAUAUAGUAUAGGAAUGCUAUCGUGUUCCCGUAAAGGCGUUCUGUCUUGUGCUUUGGAAUGCGCGAAUAGAACUUUGCUCGCAGCCUUUCCCGCCUUUAUGCUCGCAAUGCACGAAUGGAACUUUGCCCACCCGGCUUCCGCGCCUUUUUUGCUCGCAGGUGUAGCCUCAGACAACGAAUGUAUGAGCAUAGAAAGGGUCACGUAUUACAUAAGCCUGGAGGUGAUGUUGAGUGGUCUCACUUAUUAUUUUAAAAGAGCAGUGGCAGUUUACUGUAAUUCUAAUGACCAUGAUGAGCCUUUGGGGUGAAAAUCGUUAAUAUGCGGGGUGCUUUUUUGUUGAAUUUUAAUGAGAGAAUCAAUGUCAUUAAGAGUAGGACAAAGGAAAUAAUCUUGCGAUUCAAUAAUUAAUAGGAGUCUUUGCCGCUGUCUUCUUCUUCAGACAGGAUGUGAUGACGUCACGCAGUCUGUAGCAAUGCAUUGACCGUCACUGGAAAAAAGUGUGGCAAUAGAAAAAUAGUGUGUAUUGCCCUGGACGGAUUUAUGAUGUGCACUGUUUUUGAACAAGAGGAGUGCGUGUGCUUGGAAAUAGUUUGAUGCUGGUUUCCUUCUUUGUUUCUUUUCGCUUUUUCCCCCUUGUUGUCUGACAAACAUGCGCUGACAUGCCUGGGCUUGUUCUGACAUGCUUUCCUUCUACAUGUAGUUUUUUUCUUUUUGUACAAGGCAUAUUCUUGACGAUAGUGCUGCCUUGAAUGGGAGUAGAGCUAUUCUUAAUAAUUUUGCGAUUCAUUUAGUUCAGAGAGUAACCGCGAGGGGGACAGGUGUGUGACUUUAUGUCUUGCUGAACCAUUUUUUUUUCCUGUACAGUAAGACUUUGGGAAUGAAAUGCUGCAAUCUCCUCUUGUCUAUGGUGCUCUUCUGCAAUAGUUUCCUACGCAAUCGUUAUAGAAGAAUAAAUGAAAUAAUCUUGGGAUAGUGAUUCAAUAAAUAACAGGUGCCCUGUCUAGAGCGUACGCGUCCUUGAGCCACGCACCUGCAUGAUGACCGCAUACCGAGAGACUAUUGUUUCAGGUUGACCUUGUCUAGAGGAGCAUUAGUGGAAAAAAACUGUGUAGCCCUGAGACAAUAGGAUGACGUUACGACCAAUGAGAACGGCCUGCAGGGGGCGCAAGGAUUCACUUCUCUCUUGGACACUGACGGGUCUCGACACGCAAAUUCUGCUCCUGGCGUUGGCCGUCAGUGGAAGAGCGUAGCUUCGGUGGGGUUCUGUCUGCCUCUGAUGGGGUGCGGAUGUGUGGUUCGUCACUGGUGAAUGGUGUUCGACGAUGCAGGUGGAUUUUGUGACGAGCGGAUUUACAAUGAGGGAAUGCUGUGAACGGGAAAAAUGAUGAGCUGUCCUAACCUGCCCAGACAUGCCAUGAUGACGUCACAGCUGACGUCACAGGAUGUGCGGAACUGGUGCUGCGAUGCUUUGCAACCUGCCUCAGUGCUCCGUCGCCCAGCGGCCUUUCCGGGCCGCUUUCCUCAAGACGAUGUCGUUGAUCUUCAACUAAACUCCUUCUCUCCACUCUAUCUCUAUCUUUUUAUUUUAUUUUCUAUCUGUUUUUUUAUUUUUUAUCAGCUCAAGUAGCCGGAAACUCACAUCUUCGUCUGGACGUAUCUUAGAUGAUCCCCAAUUAGUGUAAUGACUCUCUGGUGGGUCCUGAUUAAUGUGGGGGGUCCCAAUUAGCUCUAAUUGCUAAUUAAUGGCGUCCAGGCGAAGAUGUCAGUUUCCGGAUACUUGAGCUGAUACAUUACUACUGUUAACUACAGUAGUUAGGUUACUGAAGACGCCAACUACUUCCGAUUUUGCAGCAAGCUUUACGACACGAGUGUGCUUCCGACUUUUACCUUGUGCUACUUGUUUGAUGAGAACGGAGGUGCAGAGGAAUUGUGUCGUGCAUGUGUACUAACUUUUAAUGCUUGUCUAGUGAAGCCUCAUUUGCUGUGAAAUAAUUCUGCAACUUAGUUUAUCGCGUAGGCACAGAAAGAAUCCCACCCCAAGCUUUGUAGUUGACGAUCGUAGCAAUAGCUUGAGCCAAAGUUUAACAUUGCUUGUGAUUCAUAUUUAGGUGUGCAAGAACAAUACAAGGGAUUGGGGUUGAUAGACAACGUUAAGUGGUUAUAGAUGUAGUUAAACUACAUUGCAGUAGUUAAAGAAGUUGUUUUAACUACUCCCCUGAAAAGUAGUUGAACUACUAGUUAAACUACUCAAUCGCAAAGUAUUUAGUAGUUGUAGUUAAACUACUGUAGAAGUAGUUAGUGGCCCUCAUUGGCAGUACGUGGCACGAACAGAUAUGAAGCAGUGCAAACAUCACAGAGAAACGAAAACAUGUUAUACAUCGUACAAGCAACCCCUAUCAGCGUGACGUCACUAAGGGGAUGCGGGAGUACGGUCCGCAAGGGGUGUCGCGCCGCACCAGUAUAGCCGGCAAUGGUACGUACUUCCUUUCUGUGGCGCGAUCACGAAAAAACAAUGUCUCUAAGUUCGGUUUGGAAGCCAGGUCAAAAUUUACGAUGCAACGAUAUUAUGCCGAAUUUCAUGAUGCGAUAGCUCGGUGAGUAAUAAACCGAUAUCAACCAACCAGCUAAAUCCCGACAGAGAUCUACCUUCCGGUGUUGCGGAAGGCACGUUACCCUGGGAGGACCGUGCCUCCUGGGCUAAGUUCAUAGGGAACCUUACCGACAGCUGAGGAGAAUCCAGCGUAAACACCCAAGGCAUCCGGGUCACCCCCCAGUUUCGAUGAUCUUAGCCACUAAGCCACCGUAGCAAGGUAAAUUCGGCGAAUCGGGAAUGAACAUGCCGGUCAUUCGGCCGGUUGGUACAGCACAUUUGGAGUUCAAAGGAUUAAGGCUGUCUCCCGGCCUUCAAUGCAUUCGGCGAGUUGCGAUUCGGCAGAUUGGGAAGACACCGCGUAUCCCAGCUAACUGCGAACAGAUUUUUUGAAUAUAUAUAUAUAUACAAAUCAUGGAGGAGAGAAGAAAAGGAGGCGCCCCAAUGGUUCUUCGACGGAAGAGAGAAGCGUGGGGCAAGUGGCGUGAGGAUAGGAGGUAGCUGUAGCUUCUUCGGAGCCACGCGAGGUCACGUCAAGGGGAUGAAACUCGCGAGUUCACUUGCGGACUAAAGUUAGGCGCUGCGAGCUUUUCACGUCAUCGAACGUCAUGAAACGUCAGAAUUUUUACGUCGAAGCGCGAGUUCUCAACCGUCACGAGCCCAUUGGCUCCUGAGGCCGCUCCCCCGGUAUGCGAGCGCUGAUUGGUUGGUUUCAAAUUAUGAACUUUCCUUGGCGCGCUCAAGCCGGCGACACCGUGUCGGCGGUGCCGGAGCAACCGAGCAGCUCUCCGCAAAGUUUCGAAAUGUGUUGGAUGCAGCAGGGACGCAAGCAAAGCAUCUAUGCCGGUACCGCUUUGGGUGGUUUUUAGUGUCCUUCCCUAACAUGUUGUCGAUACAGACUCUGAAAAGCGCGGUGCCUCAUGGAUACUUCUGCAAGUCAAUUCAGUGAUAGAUAAGUGUGCAGGUGUGCUUCGCUUGCUUUGGUGCGACAACGAUUCAAGAAGGACACGAAUACUGCGUUUUUCCGCUACCCACUCGAUGACAGGUAUAAGCACUCAACCGAUAUCUGCUUCAGAAUAGCAUCUGCAUGGAUACAGUAGAAUGGAUAAGCCACCCAGAGUGAUUGGAGCAUCAUCUUUCGACAUAGUAGCUGCUCAAGUUCCUUUGUGGCGGGUCAACCAGGCGCCUACAGAAGCAGCAAAGGGAUAUGGACAUGUUCUCUGUCAUGCCGGAUCUCUGAAUGUGUGUGCCUGUUCAGCCAAUAUACUGUUGUUCUACUGUGAAAUCUUCCACGUGAGACAUCAGCAUCAGUGAAUGCAAAGUUGCUUCGGCAUAUCAUUCGAACUUCAGAAACAAUGUUCAUAUCAUGUUCGUGUUUUGCACAGCUACAGCAGGCUGCAGUUUGUGAUUUGGAAAUAUCUAUCUCGAAAAAUAAAGCAGUUUGUGUAACAGAAACAGCCAACGCUUCCGCAUUUUGUUAUUUAUUUCACUCGACGCGAACGAAAAUCCAGAACCGCCAAAGCGGAGGAGAGGGUAGAGAACAGAUGAGAGAGGGAAAGGGGAAAGGCACCGCCAGCGUCAUAGGUCACCCAGGGAGACAGAAAAAAGCAAAGCAAAAAAUCUAGGGAUAAACUGAUGUUCUGAGGCUGGAACGACAUAGAAGGGAAAAAAUCUACUCAACCGUCGUCCAACGAUUGGCCCAACGCUAGAGGUCACGUGAGUUUUUCCCGACAAUAGAAAUAUACUACACGUUCAUCCCCCUGGUCACGUUACCUGAAUAGCCCAAUGAGGUCGCUUUGCACACGCCACUUCGGUGACUUCGGCUACCACCACACCUCUCCAAGUAUUCCAAAACUAUGCGUUGGGGGCUCCCAUAGAAAUGUAUGUAACCGAAACCGGAAGGCGAGCGGUGAUGUCACUGGAGUGGCCCCCAAUCUCAGCUUCACUUCUCAAAGCAACAGGGCUCCUCCUCUCUUUCCUUCCCCCAUGAUACAAAUAGAGAAAUGAGCGGAUGCUCCAUGGCUGCACGUGAGGUAUGUGUUUACAAGUCAAGCGUGCCACAUCCCAGCUGUGGCGUGCACGCUCUAUGGUCGGCACGUCGGUCUGUAUUAGCGCUACGAAGCAACUGUAGCUAUGAGCGGCGUACAGAGGUGGACAGAUGGAGAGAGGGCAGCAGGAAGGAGUGGGGGACAGAGGGGUUAGGGUGCGUCCUGGGACGACUUCAGGGGGAACUGCGCCAACAUUCGUCUGGAAAGUGUACCGGUAUACCCAGGGAAAACCUCAGACAGCACAGCCAAUGGUACGAUUCGAGCCCACCACCUCCCAUAGUCUUUAGCACGGCCUUGGCUACCAAAAGCGAUCAGAUGCUUUUACCCACUCGGCUAUGCCACUGGUGCGCAAGCCUUCAAUAGGACCUUUCUCAUCGCUCAUCUUAGAUAAACUGGCAUGCGAUCACCCAGUGGCGGACGACCGGCACCGAGUAAUCGCAGCGAGUCCGCAGUCAGCUCCAGCCCUGACCUACAGCUGAUUGGCGAUGAUUGUCUGCGGUACUUGAAAAAAAAAAAAAAAAAGAAAAGAAGAAGAAAAAAGACUGUACGAAAAGCAAAAAAUGUGUUCGCGCCCCUCGUAUUUGUAUUGAUUCGCAGGUUCACCACCGGAACCAGGCACGGCGAGAGAAAUUACGUGCCCCAGGGAUGGGUCAUGCCCGGGCCCCCUUCUCACGUCUCGAUAAUAUAGCCUAAGUAUUUCUUCUUUGUACGAUUACGACGGGCUUUGGGUAGUGCGGGCCCCGCGGCGCCACUCCGGCAGUGCACCCAACGCAAUGCCUUGGUAGCUUGGUAGGCACGUGUCCCAGCUUUUCUAGAACACGUUGCAUUGACAUCUCUUACGGCAGUAUUUUAGCUCUGAUCAAUGGGGCUUUGGUCGUUUAAACUAGUUAAACUAACACAUGCACGGCGACAUUUCCAUUUUAAAAUUCGCGCUUCCGGCCACAUAGCGGAAGGCAGUCGAAGGUUGAAGUGCUGGAGUGCGCAUGCCAAUCCAAUCCAAGUCUAACGGUAGAUGGUGAAUUUGGUGCAAUUUUAGUGGUCACAGUAUGUUUUUGUUCGUUUGUUCACGUUGCUUUCUCAGCACUGAUUAGGUGUUAUAAGCAUGUGAGUGAUGAGUUCAGGACGCACUUUUCUAAACUAUGAAACAGUCGACAGGUGCAUGGACGCCAGUGUCAACAAACAAAUUUUGCUGCAAUGUUCCAAGUUGCUUGUCUCGAGAUGGCCUUCCAAAGCCCUUUUCAACUCGAAAACUUUUGAUGCAGCACCACAUCAAGGUGCAUGCUGAAAAGAAGUUCCCUUGCCAAAAGUGUGGGAAAGGAUUUGGAGCAGGAUGGCUACUAAAGCAUCAUGAGUCAACCUGUGGGAUGUCAUGGGCCUGUUCAUGUGGAAUCACCUACUACAACAGGGAAGCCCUCCUGACCCAUGCUAGACGACACCGACACACCUUGCCUUUCAAGUUAAAAAGGGGCGACACCUGCAGGCAGAAACAUGCAUGUCAUCAAGUAGUACAGCAAGUGGUAGUCCCAGUUCCUACGCCUGUGAUAAUCAUUGUCCAGAACCAAACCCCUGAAAAGCUUCUGAAACCAAAAGACGUCACAAGCAAGACACACCCAUGGCGGAAUAUAAUUCCAAAGGGUCAGAAUUAUCCUUCCACUGUCCCAUCAGUCCCAGAGACAAUUCCAGUGGAUCAUCAUGGUUCUGCAAAGGUUCAUCAAAGUUGUCAAACUUAUGUGUCAUGUAGACAUAGAAGAACAAAGGAUUCCUCUAUUCAGGCGUCAGGAAGGAACGAUGGAAAGAAAGAUGCUUCAGAGCAUGCUGAUCUUCCACCAAAAGUAUCGAGAAGGUCAAAACCUGCAAGGUUAGCUGUACAAACGCAAACAUGUAAAAAUGACAUCAAUAGCAAAGAACCACACAACUCUACUGGUGUACAGAAAGCUGGAGGAUGCAGCACACACACUCAGACUGUUGAAAGCACAGUCUCUAAGGUGAAGAGGACAACAAAGCCAAGACGCUGCCCAUCAAAGGAAGCCCUAGCCAAAUCUGAUAAAGAAAUCACUUCAAGCCAACUGUGGAAUGACAUUGACACGCUGUUUUUCAACAGUCCGUCUUCUUCGCUAAGAGACUGGAAUGACUACAUGCCCAGGAGCACAUCAGCAACACAAACUUUAGAGCAAGACAGAUUUUUUGAUGACUUGUGUAAUUCCUAUGGUUCGUUCCAGUCCACGAGGGAAAUAGAGCCUCCAUUUUCAAGUGCUAUGUUAGGAGGCAAAAGUGAGCAGCACAGUGAUCGGCCAUUUCCUCUGAAAAGUAGUUUACUCGCCAAGGAAAAGGAAAGUAUGCUUCAGGCACUCUCUCCUGUGUCAGCACCAAGCCUAAGUUUAGAGGAAACAUUAGAAGAAGUUAGCAACAUUUUAUCGUCACAAACACAAACUGAUGACAUUCUUGAUAGCUUGCUGAUGUCCAAUGUUCAACAGUCGGGAGCACAGACAGAUUUUCCACUCUUUUCACACAAUGAGACACAAACAAAUGAUGUGUUUUUUGAGUGUUCAAACAUGUUUCAUAUGGAAACCCAGACAUCGGAACUCUUGUUUUCUGAUUUGGAGAGUGUGGAUAUUGAAACUCAAACUCCAUGGACAACAGAAUUUGAUUUUAAUGUGAGUCAUCUUGCACCUGAUGUUUUGCCACAGCAGAGAAAGAGAAGAGAUGCAGAAUCUCAGAUUGAGCGUUGUCAGUUAAAUGCAGCAUGGCUCAAUUCCCGCAGUGGCAAAAAGGAUUGCAUUAACAUGGAAACUCAGACAGGGGCAUCACCGUGAACGUCCAGCUUAGUUCAUUACUAUUCAAUAGGCAUUCACUAUGAGGUCAGUGAAGAAUGCACUUCCUCCUCCUGUGCAAUGUGUAAAUAUACAAGCCUUAAAAUUUCAGGUGGUGCCAGGUGUGUUAUUUCGUGUGUGAUGAUACCACACCAUAAUUCAUAUCAUGGGUGUGUGAAUAAAUCAUUUAAAUCAAUUUGGCCAACGAAGCACCUGUGAAACGUGCUUUACCAAUUCAAGUAAUUCAGGGAAAAGGUGCUGAGGCCAGGGACUGAAACCAGAACAGAACCGAAAACCACUUGGAACCCAUUUUUUUUCAAGAACCGUAACCGGAACAUAACUGCAAUUCACCAUCAGCAGUUAACCGAAACCAUAACCUGAACCGAAAAAUGUGAUUACAGUUAAUAUGAAUCUGUUCAAGCGUGAACGCGAACAACUUUGGAUGAGAUAUUUGAAUCGCUUUACAACUCUCAUUAGUGAUGUAGUACGUGCUUCUGUUAAAGUAGAUCUCUUCAUCAUGCGUUUUUCAUUAAGAAGUUGCGUAGACAACAUACCAUCUUAUGCACUUGGACCCAUAAUCGGGUGACGUAUGCAUCAUAUAACAUGUAUUGCGUACGUCCCUUAUGAGUUAUGACUGUAUUAUUGAGAUCAUUGAAUGUACCAAGUGUUGCAUGUUGUUUGUUUCCACAUCUGUUUGCUUAACUGCUGAACGCACACAGUUUUUCUUGCCUGGUAGCUUGUUACAGCACAAGCGAAAUGAAUGUAUGUGAGAUAAUAGAGAUCGCGACAAAUUAUUUUACGGGGAAUGUCGCAAACGGCCAAAGUGCCUCCAAGAAAGAGUUCACUCUUUCUUCAACCUGGCAGAUGGCACUGCACCACCCUUUCAGAGCGCAACAGAUAAAUGUGUUCAUUUUUACCUGUUUGCACUUAGUAGCUCACUUUGCGACAUCCACGUAGCCUGUAGAUACAUAUAUCCUAGAGAAAACCGAAAAAAAUACCGGCUCAACCGUUUGGUUACCGGUAACCACAAAUAUUAAAAUGGCGAAUCCCGUAACCAUAACUGUCAGAGUUGACACUGAACCGUAACCGAACCGAUAUUCGUUUCGGUUUCAGUCCCUGGCUGAUACCAGGAAUCAAACUUCCGGUCUGAUAUGCUACCGUUACACCAAGACUUUCCCUUGAGUUAGAGUGCCUCAAGUACAAGGGGGACUGACAACCAAUCACACUAUUCCCAUUCUCUCUUACAUCUUUCUCACUCAUUCAGACACGAGGCAGGGUGAUUUGUGUAAAUGACGUAAACAACGAGAAUUAGCCGAUUCCUGGCAUCAGCACCUUUUCCCUAAAUUACUUUAAUUCAUUAAUUUCUGGGCAUUGGAAGCUUACAUGUUUGUGUCGUCCAUAUUUGUGGCCUGCCUCGGCUAAUUCUCGUUGUUUAAGCAUGCUUUAGUCAUGAAUUACUGUGUGUUUGCGUGCUUGUUAAGUAAAAUAAAAUUGAGAUGAAUCCA
Molecule: messenger RNA, 10549 nt
Organism: Ornithodoros turicata
Lineage: Eukaryota; Metazoa; Arthropoda; Arachnida; Ixodida; Argasidae
Gene: Asciz
Exons: 5
Coding region: 7374-9047 (557 amino acids)
Biological process (GO): regulation of transcription by RNA polymerase II
Cellular component (GO): nucleus
Molecular function (GO): DNA-binding transcription factor activity, RNA polymerase II-specific; transcription cis-regulatory region binding
Source: RefSeq, a predicted model, not a curated record